UACAUCCCGACUACUACUGCUACUACUGUCGACGCCGUUUCUAGCUUUCCACUAUUGAAAAGGCGGUACAGCGAUUCGUCCGCCUUAAGCUUGUGUCUUCAUUACAAGCAUCAGCUGCAUCACUCGGAAUUAAAGCACAAGUUAGUCAUGGCUGAGGUACCGACAGCAAGUGAAACAAUUGAAGAAGAUGCAACAGAGCUUCAGUUCCCUAAAGAAUUUGAGAAGGCAGAAACAUUGUUGAUAUCUGAAGUUCACAUGCUUUUGGAACACCGUAAGCAAACAAAUGAAAGUGCAGAGGAGGAACAGGAACUUAAUGAGAGAUUCAUGAAAACACUGGGUUAUUGUGAAAGGUUCUCUAAGUUCAAGAACAGAACAACAAUUAAAGCUAUCCGUGAGUUAUUAAACCAAAAGAAACUGCAUAAGUUUGAGCUUGCUGCACUAGCAAAUUUAUGUCCAGAAACUCCUGAAGAGGCAAAGGCAUUGAUUCCUAGUUUGGAAGGGCGGUUUGAAGAUGAAGAACUGAGGAUCUUACUGGAAGAUAUGGCUACACAGAGAAGUUUUCAGUACUGAAGUUUUCUACCAACUACUAUUCUGUCUUCAACUUUGAUGGUGUCUUACUGAAAUGGGUAUACAUUGAAUGUUGUAUGAACCUAGUUUUUAAAAAUCAUGUGCAAAUGUUUGGUUUGUAUUUCUUCAAAUCUGUGUAUUGUUUACAUAAUUUGUAUAAGCAUAUACUUGAGGGUCCAUUGAGGUUUUUCCUUAAUAAAAUUCUCCCUUAGCUGUUGUUUGUGCUGAGGUCUUCAUUGCACCUGAUCUUUAUUUUCCAAAAUGUAAAUAAAUUUCAUUCUUGAGUUACCCUAAUGUAAUCUAACCUGGUUAGAAGCCAAGAUUCGUUUGUAAUUUUCUUUACAUAUUUCACUUAUUGACAUUUUAACUUUAGUUUAUAUAUCAAGUUUUUUUAGCAUUGCGGUGCUAUUGAAGCUCAGUAUGCUCUGCAGUUUUAUCCUGUGUUAAUUUUGUGUGAUUUUUCUUACUUUUAGACACAGCGACAUGAAAGCACAAUUAGCCUUGGAAAUAUGCUAUCUUUGUGGUAUUGAGGUGAAGUAAGCUUAUUGCUAUUUAUUAUCAUGUUAGGAUGUACUAAGUUUUAUUUAAUCAUACAUCACAUCAUUGAUCUGAUUUACCUCCAGUACAAUAUAUAAUUUGAAAGAAUUUUUUAAAAAUCCUGUUACUACCCUAUUCAACAUGAUUAUUUACACUUUACUAAGAGAAAUCAAGAAGAAUGGAAAAGUAAAUAAAUUGGUUAUUUUUGUUAUUUAUCCCAUAAGGUCCAGAGAAUGAAAAAAACAUAACUCAAGACUGUAUGCCCAAAGCCAACUGGUAUUUGAAUGAGGGAUUUUUUUUGCACUAGACUGAUAGAAGGGGAGUGUGUUUUUAAGGAAAAACUACUAACAGUGAUUUAUCAUUUAUAGUUAAUAUUUAGUAAUUAUUUUACCUUCAACUCCUGAAAUAUUAGUUUGAUUUGUCUUAGCUGUGAUGAAAGCUAAAAAAAAAGUGGCUCAAGUGUCAAAUGCCAAUAAAAAGAAGUUUCAUUUGCCAA
Messenger RNA from Macrobrachium nipponense, 1600 nucleotides. RefSeq names its product DNA-directed RNA polymerase II subunit RPB4-like (gene Polr2D). Gene Ontology annotation, biological process: transcription initiation at RNA polymerase II promoter. Gene Ontology annotation, cellular component: RNA polymerase II, core complex. The coding region runs from base 148 to 570 and encodes 140 amino acids. The record is from RefSeq and is a predicted model, not a curated record. NCBI's taxonomy places the organism in Eukaryota, Metazoa, Arthropoda, Malacostraca, Decapoda, Palaemonidae. The transcript is spliced from 4 exons. Gene Ontology annotation, molecular function: translation initiation factor binding; nucleotide binding.